AUGCAUCCUCCACCGGGUCUCUCUCACCCUCCUGGUGUUGUUUGUCGUCUUCGUCGUGCUCUAUAUGGUCUCAAGCAGCCUUCUCGUGUUUGCUCUGAUUCUAGUACUAUUGAGAAGGUCAAGCAUCAUUUGUUUCAGGAGUUCGAGAUGAAGGAUUUGGGGUCUCUUCUUUAUUUUCUUGGUAUUGAGGUUGCUACUUCUCCUACUGGAUAUCUUCUCUCUCAAACUAAAUAUGUCUGUGAUAUUCCUUCUCGUGCCAAUCUCACUGAUGAUAAAAUUGUCGACACUCCUCUUGAGCUGCAUGCUAAGUUUUCUACUUCUGAUGGUGUUCCUCUUGAGGAUCCCACUUUGUAUCGCAAGUUGGUUAGGUGCCUUGUUUAUCUCACCGUUACUCGUCUAGAUCUCUCAUAUGUUGUGCACAUUCUCAGUUAG
This is a messenger RNA of Camellia sinensis, 432 nucleotides long. Lineage: Eukaryota; Viridiplantae; Streptophyta; Magnoliopsida; Ericales; Theaceae. The record is from RefSeq and is a predicted model, not a curated record.